Botrytis porri is the source of this 951-nucleotide messenger RNA. RefSeq lists its product as uncharacterized. Bases 1 to 951 code for a protein of 316 amino acids. NCBI's taxonomy places the organism in Eukaryota, Fungi, Ascomycota, Leotiomycetes, Helotiales, Sclerotiniaceae. The record is from RefSeq and is a predicted model, not a curated record. Gene Ontology annotation, biological process: uroporphyrinogen III biosynthetic process. Gene Ontology annotation, molecular function: uroporphyrinogen-III synthase activity. The transcript is spliced from 2 exons.
AUGGGGAGAAUACCGACGUUUUUGCUGAAGACGAAGAGUGUGCCGAAUGAUGGGUAUGAGGAGAGGUUUGAGGAAGUGAGUUUCAAUGCGAUGAGACAUGGAGGAGGGGUAGAGGGGAGUGAGAGGGGGUUCGAGCCGAUCUUUGUGCCGGUAUUGGAACAUCGGUUUGUGGAUGAGGGAGUGGAGGAGGUUAGGAGGUUACUCCAGGAGAGGGGCAUUGGAAAUGAAGAGGGGAAGAAAUAUGGAGGCUUGAUUUUUACAAGUCAGAGGGCUGUGGAAUUAUUUGCGAAGUUGGUGGAGGAGGGGAAGAAUGAAGAUGAGAGCGAUGAAUGGCCAUAUCUACACAAUAUACCAGUCUAUACCGUCGGCCCAGCUACUUCACGAGCAUUACGAUCGAUACCUCAAACCCCCGCUUUGAAUAUCUUUGGAGCCGAAUCGGGAAAUGGAGAAGCAUUGGCACAUUACAUGUUGGAACACUAUGGGAAUUGGUAUAAAGAUCGCUCCAUAAAGCCACCUCUCCUUUUUAUGGUUGGAGAACAGAGACGAGACAUUAUUCCUAAAACAUUGAUGGAUCCAGAAUUAUCGGCCGAGAAACGAAUUCAAGUCGAUGAAGUCGUCGUUUAUGGGACGGGAGUAAUGGAAUCGUUCGAAGAAGAUUUCAAAGCUUUAUUAAAGAAGACGGAGAAUAGGGAUGCUAGAUGGGUCGUUGUUUUCUCGCCGACAGGAUGCGAUGCUAUGCUACGAUCGCUAGGGAUGUUAGAUUCCCAAACUGGGAAAAUAAUACGAGCGGAUGGACAAGAUGGAAAGAGAAAGACUUUCAUCGCCACAAUUGGACCUACUACCAGGGAUUAUCUUAAGAAAACUUUUGAUUAUGAACCGGAUGUUUGUGCUGGGAAGCCAAGUCCUGAAGGUGUAAUUGAGGGGAUUAGGAAAUUCUUGGAUGAGAGGUAG